CCUCGAAACUUGCUCGAUUGCGCGCCCCUGGCCUGGCACUACAAAACGAGCUUAUGGGGAUGAUCUGAAAAGUAAUCCGUACAGCUUGCCGUCGCCAUGUCUACCAGACUCUUCCUUUGCAGCGUAACCGCCGGGCUUACCGUUGCCAUGGACAUGGGGUCUGGUUCCUCAGCCUCCAACAUCACCAACCUUCCUCUCUCCGAUCCGAGAUGCAACAGCGACACAUGCCUUGCGUUCAAGGCCGCACACGCAGCUUCGCAAGCACAGAUCUCGUGGGCGUCACAGUUCCUCUACGGGCACUAUACCACCUGGUACUACCUUGUCGCGAUCUUCCUGGCAAUGCUUUAUUACGCCUUCAAGCUCUUUCGUUACCGUCGCCCAGUAUCUAGCUCCCAAGCCGGAAGGACCGGUUUGCCGAAGAAAGCGGUUGCACUGUUACGAUACAUCAGCUACAGGCGCAUUCGCGGCCGCUACGCAGACGCUUUCGGACUUCCAUCCUUCGGACUGCUUUUCUUCGUUCUCUUUACAAGCCUUUACCUACUCCUCCUCACCUUCGUUCAGAGACCGUAUUAUCGAGGCCAUCGUGGCUAUGGAUCUCCUCCACUCGCUGUUCGGACUGGGCUUAUGGCGACAGCCCUGACGCCCAUCAUCGUGGCAUUGGCUGGGAAAGUCAACCUCAUCACGAUACUCACCGGCAUUAGCCAUGAAAAGCUGAACAUCCUCCAUCGCUACACGAGCUACAUGUGCCUCUUCCUCAGUAUUGUCCACACGGUUCCGUUCAUUGUUGCGCCUCUUAAGGAUGGCGGGGCCAAGCAAUUGCACAAACAGUAUUACAAAGUCGGUGGCAUGGAGUACACUGGAACGCCACCCCUCGGUAUCCUCGUUGGUAUUUGCGUUCUUUCCAUUCCUUGGAUCCGGAACAAGUCCUACUCGUUCUUCUAUCGCCUACACAUCCCCCUAUACGUCGUCUAUCUGGGCCUGAUGUUCUGGCACUGUGCCCAAGAGCUCGACUCGUGGGACUAUCUUUGGGCGACUCUUGCCGUUUACCUUACCUCUGCCGCCGCUCGCGCAUUCUACAAAUGGCAAACAUUCAACAUCUUCCGUCCGUGGGUCCAAGGGUUUCCAGCCCAGCUAACCCCGCUCGAAGGAGGGAUGACAAGAGUUGAUGUCACUGUUCCAGAUGACUUCAAGUGGAAGGCUGGUCAGCAUUGCUGGCUAAGAUUCCCGCACCUUUCCCUAUUGCACAACCACCCAUUUACCAUUGCGAGCUUGCCGCACGGGGCGAGCAGUCAAACCGAAAAGAGCAGCAGGGAAGAGAUCCUUCGUUUCUACGUCCGAACAUACCGAGGCUUGACAAAAGAGCUGGCUGCGUCCACCGUGAGAACAGACCAGGCUCUGGACCGGCAACGCACUGUCCACGUCGACGGCCCAUAUGGCGGGCUGGUGAUGAACCUAGCGCAGAGGCACGAUCAGCUAAUUUUCGUCGCAGGUGGUGGCGGAAUCUCUGCGUGUCUGCCCUUCAUGCUCGAGACUGGAAUGCGAAUGGCCAAGGGCGCGGCAUUCACCAAAUGCAUACACCUGGUCUGGAUGGUCAGGGAGGAGUGUCAUCUGCAAUGGGUUCGCGAUGAUCUCACCGAGCUGGUUAAGGCGGUGGGAGACGGGGCCUUUGUUCCGCACUUCUUCGUUACGGACGCCUCAUCCAGACGUGAAAGCCCCAAUGCCACGAAGACAGAGCUCGAUAAGGAUCUCUCAAAGGACAUUAGCGUUGCUGCAUCUCCUGCUUCUCCUCUGGAAGUUGGUUCAGUUCGUUAUGAGCGGCCGUUCCUACUCGACAUUCUUCCGAGUAUACUUAUGGGGAGGCGGAUCAUGGUAUUUGGAUGUGGACCAGAGAGCUUAAAGGCCGAUUUGGCCAACGCAGCCGCAAGAGUCCAAUCUCGAGUGUGGUGCGGAGACGCCGAUGAGAUCGCCCUGCACACAGAGACUUUUGGGUGGUAGUCAAAGAAGGCGUUUCGCUCGCGGACUUUCUUUAGACCUAAAUUACACGCCAUCACUUCUAGUCGCAUUGCUCAUCACUGC
Trematosphaeria pertusa is the source of this 2076-nucleotide messenger RNA. RefSeq lists its product as uncharacterized. Gene Ontology annotation, cellular component: plasma membrane. Gene Ontology annotation, biological process: copper ion import; intracellular iron ion homeostasis; iron ion transport. Gene Ontology annotation, molecular function: ferric-chelate reductase activity. Lineage: Eukaryota; Fungi; Ascomycota; Dothideomycetes; Pleosporales; Trematosphaeriaceae. The record is from RefSeq and is a predicted model, not a curated record. The coding region runs from base 97 to 1995 and encodes 632 amino acids. The transcript is spliced from 3 exons.